AUGAGGCUGGGCGACUCCUUGAACACCAGAGUGUCUAGGUUCACUGUCCUGAAGGGAGCGAGACUGCCCAGUCCCAUGCUGUCCAGGCUCCCGGCAGCCUCUUCCCCAGGGCAGUGGCAGCACCCCCAGCUCCACGGGACACCUCCCCAGUCCCGCUGGGCCAUCAGCAUUGACAUGUCUGGUUCAGGGAACAUCUUACCUUGGACUACUAGCAUCUGCAUCGGUGUCUUCCUAACUGAGAGCCGGGAGGACUUCCAGAAUUUAAAAGCGAGGUUCCAGCCCCCAGGGUCCGAGUUCAGUGAGCUACCCAAGAAACCCCCCUUGCCCCCGGGCAGCCAUCUCCCCACCUUGGGCUUCAAGCUUCAACCCGUGCCAAGAGCCGGCCUGGAGAAGGGGCCUGCCUCUGGGGGUCCUGGGGCUCAGCGGGAAACCCCGCUCCCAAGAAAAGAGGCCCCCAGAGACCCCAACCCCCUGGCCCUGGCCUCCCGAAGAGCACCAGUCAUUACCCCCAAACCCCAGGCCACCAGAGGGGCUGUGGUCCCUGGAGCCGCCUUCCUGGCAGCCCAGGUGGCAUCUGAGGCUUUGAAGGGAGUAGGGGGCAUCCCGAGGGAAUCCGCAGGCCCCCCACCCCCUGGGCCGCCCGUGUGGUCAAAGCCGCAGCAGCCCGUGGGGAAAUUCCACCGGGGUCUUGGAACUAAGGCCUUCACCUCCGGCGCUGCACCCCAAGCCUCUCCACCAUCAGGAUCCCCAAGGACCCGGCUAGAGCCACGGGGACCGGAUCCCCCCCGCCGGAGGCCCCUGCCCAGCGAGAGGAGCCUGGGGCCCAGGCCAGCCAAACCUCCACCCCCUCCUGGGCCAGUGGACCUACAACGCUUUCGGAGAGCAAGGGACACACGUGCUCAGGAGGCGACAGGUGGCUCUCCUCUCGUUUUCCCCCCUUCUCCAGCUCGCCGAGCCUUGGGGCCCCACCACUUCCCACGGGCCCAGAUCCCUGCUGGGACCUCCCUCACGAAGCUGCUCACAGGUCCCAGGUCACCAGAUGAAAUCUACGAUGAAGUGGAACCUGCAGAACUUGACAGGAAGAGUGCAGAGCUCCCCCAAGCUCAUCCCAGCCCCAUGCUGAAGAGGAGUAGAACCAAGGAGGAUGAGCUACACGGUGCUGAGAAGACCCCCAAGGGCUUACUUCUACCUCCAUCCCUGCUGAAACAACGGGCAGCCCACCUCCCUCAGGGCCAGGUGCCAAACGAGAAGAACCCGAAGCAGUGUAAGAAAGAGGAGAAGGCUGAGAAGGAGUUUCGCAAGAAAUUCAAGUUUGAGGGGGACAUAGUGACUCUGACCCGGAUGAUGAUCGACCCCAGCGCCAGUUCCCGCAGAGGAGGGGGCAAGAACCUGGCACUGAGGCGUGGCGAGAUCCUGGAUGUGAUCCAGUUUACCAGUCACGAGCAGAUCCUGUGCCGAGAUGCCAAUGGGAAAUAUGGCUACAUCCCCAGAGCGGUGCUGCUCCCUCUGGAAACAGAAGUUUAUGACGACGUCGGCCUCUGGGAGGUUCCGGACACUAAGCUCUCUCCACAGGGGUAUGAGGCUCCGAGGCCCAAAGGGCUGCUGGGCAAACACCCAGAAACGGGGAAUCGGACCCCAGUGCUGGUUGGACUAAACACUUCCCACCCCUUCAGACACCACUAAAUCCUCAGGAAGAAGUAGAGCCGGCUGCUGAGACCGACUGUGUGGGCCCCCCGGGUUCCCUGGGGCUUGAACGUGGUCUGGCUCCUCUGAAUCAUCCCUUUCUCUACUCACGUUGGCCAGACUGAGCCCUCCCCACCUCCCAACAUCGGCUCUCCUGGCUCCAGGAAUUCUGCCCCUGUGAGCAGGGCACCAGGAGCAACAUCUCAGACCAUCAUGUGCCCAGUGGAGGUCCAGGGAGGAGGGGCACUUGGUGCCGGGAAAGAGGGGCUGCCCAAGAGGUGGCCAUUAUGGUCAGUUUCUUCAACUUGGCUGUGGAGGACUGUGUGGUCAUCCUUGUGGACAUGCCCAUUCUUUAGCAUAGAGGUCCAUACCUCCUGGCCUAGUCCAUA
This is a messenger RNA of Tachyglossus aculeatus (Australian echidna), 2072 nucleotides long. RefSeq names its product PML-RARA regulated adaptor molecule 1 (gene PRAM1). Gene Ontology annotation, molecular function: protein binding. Gene Ontology annotation, biological process: T cell receptor signaling pathway; integrin-mediated signaling pathway; protein localization to plasma membrane. The record is from RefSeq and is a predicted model, not a curated record. Gene Ontology annotation, cellular component: plasma membrane. Lineage: Eukaryota; Metazoa; Chordata; Mammalia; Monotremata; Tachyglossidae. The coding region runs from base 1 to 1683 and encodes 560 amino acids. The transcript is spliced from 12 exons.